This is a messenger RNA of Cylas formicarius (sweet potato weevil), 1288 nucleotides long. It is a transcript of the gene Rpn10, whose product is annotated as 26S proteasome non-ATPase regulatory subunit 4. The record is from RefSeq and is a predicted model, not a curated record. Gene Ontology annotation, cellular component: cytosol; proteasome regulatory particle, base subcomplex; nucleus. The transcript is spliced from 7 exons. Gene Ontology annotation, molecular function: polyubiquitin modification-dependent protein binding. Lineage: Eukaryota; Metazoa; Arthropoda; Insecta; Coleoptera; Brentidae. Gene Ontology annotation, biological process: proteasome-mediated ubiquitin-dependent protein catabolic process. Bases 123 to 1241 code for a protein of 372 amino acids.
CCACAGACUACCAAUCUACGAAGGUAAAACCACAGGUCUGUGUACAAAAUAAAAUCGCUUGUCACUGUUCGAAUCGUAAAAUUUAAGAUUUUUAGAGUGAAUUACAUCAAAUAAUUUUCAAAAUGGUUUUAGAAAGUACUAUGAUUUGUGUUGAUAAUAGCGACUAUAUGAGAAAUGGUGACUUCCUACCCACUAGAUUACAAGCUCAGCAAGACGCUGUGAAUAUAGUUUGUCACUCAAAAACCAGGUCGAAUCCUGAAAAUAAUGUGGGCUUAUUGACUCUUGCAAAUGUUGAAGUAUUAGCUACCCUUACAAGUGAUGUUGGAAGGAUUUUAUCAAAAUUGCAUCAAGUUCAACCAAAUGGAGAUAUCAAUUUACAUACUGGGAUUAGAAUAGCCCAUUUGGCUCUUAAACAUCGACAAGGGAAGAAUCAUAAAAUGAGAAUAGUGGCUUUUGUUGGAAGUCCAGUUUCUGCUGAAGAGAAGGAGUUGGUUAAGCUGGCCAAAAAACUGAAAAAGGAAAAGGUGAACGUUGAUGUAAUAAGUUUUGGAGAAGAUGCUACAAAUUCUGAUGUUCUAAUGACAUUUGUAAAUACUUUGAAUGGCAAGGAUGGUACCAGCAGCCAUUUGAUAACAGUUCCUCCAGGGCCUCAUUUGUCAGAUGCACUAAUUUCGUCGCCGAUAAUUCAAGGCGAAGAUGGAACUGGUGCUGCUGGUCUUGGGGGCUCAGGUUUUGAAUUUGGGGUAGAUCCCAAUGAAGAUCCUGAACUAGCUCUUGCACUUCGUGUAUCAAUGGAGGAGCAACGUCAGCGCCAAGAAGAAGAUGCUCGGAAAGCUCGAGAAGCUGCCGGUACUGAAGAAAGUGCUCGGACCGAGACAAUUAAGGAAGAACCCAGUGAGGAGGCUUUAUUAGAAAGAGCAUUGGCAAUGUCAAUGGAAGAUGGAGCCACCCCUGAUAAGGUACAAACCAAAGCACCUGUAGAUUUUGCCAAUAUGACAGAAGAAGAGCAAAUCGCCUUUGCUAUGCAAAUGUCUAUGCAAGAUGCUCCGACAUCAUCAAAAGAUGAACCAAUGGAAGUUGAAGGUGAUGAGGAUUAUUCUGAGGUUAUGAAUGAUCCAGCUUUCUUACAAAGUGUUUUGGAGAACUUGCCUGGUGUCGACCCCCAAUCUGAGGCCGUGCGCCAGGCGGUGGGGAGCUUGAAGGACAAGAAAAAGGAUGAAAAAUCUGAAGAAAAAAAAUAGAAUAUUAGUUAAUAAAGGCUUUUUUUCUUAAUGCCGGAUUCUGAAUA